GGAAGGAUGUGUUUGAACACUGGUUAUCCGUGCCACUGUCUGAACGAUGGCGAUCCCUGUGAACCAUGCAGGAUGACUGCCAAAGAGAAGGAGACAGAGGAGGCCCACCUGUCCAACAACAUCAACGCACCGAGCCGAGCGGCGAGCAUAUGUGAACCUGACCUGAACAUCCCUUCCAUGGAAGCAGCGAGGGAGCGGAGUCACAACUGGGGAUGGAUGGUGUCUGGGAUCAUCUGUGUAAACAUUCUGAUCCUGGGCUGUGCCUUGGUCAGCGGCAGCGCCUACAAUAAUGUAAAGAUCAGCAGCGUUGACCUGCAGGUUUUCCUCAUCAUCAUCAUCCUCCUCACCUCCAUCUGGAUGAUUUAUUAUGUCAUCUAUACAGCCAGGACAGAAAAUGCUAUUGUUUACAAGGAUGGUCAUGCUGGACCUGUGUGGCUCAGGGGUGGACUUGUGCUGUUUGGACUGCUUAGUAUUAUCAUGGACAUUUUCAAGAUAGCCAGCUAUGUGGGUUACCUUCACUGCGACUCUGGUGUUAAAGUUGCAUUCCCUGUGGUGCAACUUCUUUUCAUAAUUGUGCAGACAUUCUUUUUGUGGAUCCACGCCAAAGACUGUGUGCAGCUACAAAGGAACAUUACACGCUGUGGGCUGAUGCUCACCCUCUCCACAAAUCUGGUCGUGUGGAUGACUCUGGUCACUGAGGAGUCCGUUCACCAAACGACAUUUCCUGAAUAUCCGGAGAACGAAACUAAAAUCCAUGGACGAAAAAUGUACAUCUCUAAAGCUGGUUACGGAGAUGAUAAGUGCAAGUGCAGCCACGGUUCAUGUAGCACCUUCAAAAAUGCAUACUACUAUCUGUACCCCUUCAACAUCGAGUACAGUCUCUUUGCCUCCGCCAUGGCAUACGUCAUGUGGAAAAAUGUGGGCAGACUGACAGAAGAACACGGACACCACCACUUCAAGUUCCGUCCCAAGGAUGUAUUUUUUGGCCCACUGGCAGGAAUUCUCUUAGUCGUGGCAGGUCUGGCAACCUUCAUCGUGUAUGAGAUGGUAAUGGGUGACGAUGACAGUGAUGAGGAUGAGAAAGACCACGCAGUGAUGAUGCACUUUGUCAUGAAUAUAGUGAUAGUGACCCUGAUGUCUGUGUCCACUGUGAUCGGCUGUGCCGUCUACAAGUUUGAAAACAGGGAGCACGUGUCUGAGAAGAACCCCACGCGCAACCUGGAUGUGGGGCUGCUGGUGGGAGCCUCGCUGGGGCAAUUCAUCAUCAGCUAUUUCACCAUCGUUGCCAUGGCUGCAACCGGAACCAAAGGCCACCUGAACAGGCUCAACCUGACCUGGGCUAUCCUGAUGAUCAUCCAACUCGGCUUGCAGAACCUUUUCAUCAUCGAAGGUCUACACCGGGAGCCCUUCCACGAGGUGCACGAGGUGCAUCCGAUCACUGUGGUUGCGAAUCCAUACGUUUUGCAAUCGGGCAAAGACCUGAGCAUGCUUGAACGAUCAGAAAAUGACCCAAAGGCCAGCCCGGUACUCACAACACACAGCCAGCACAGCCACAUGACUGAGCACAGUCACAUGGCUGAGCACAGGCACAAACUGUCAUGGAAGAGACGGGUGUUGAAGGAGGUCUGCGCAUUUCUGCUGAUGGGCAACAUCAUACUGUGGAUCAUGCCAGCAUUCGGUGCUCGACCCCAGUUCGACCACGAUGCUGAAACUGGAUUCUACAAAUUCAACAUGUGGGCUGCGGUUGUGAAUGUUGGACUCCCCUUUGGCAUCUUUUACCGCAUGCACUCAGUCGCCAGCCUGUUUGAGGUCUUUGUGCUCACAUAACGCUGCGGGGGCAUCCGACGUGUACAGCCAACUGUUUUGACAAUAUAAAGCUGUUUUGUAUAAAUCGUAGUUUGUUUUGAUGAUGCUUUGUUAUUUCUCCAUAAAAUUGUGAAGCAGAUGUUGACUGACGAAUAUCAUCACUUUGUCACACGUUGCCUCUUGUGAUGUUGUGGCCUGUGUGUGUGUGUGUGACAGUGUAAAUAUACUCCAAAUGUUAUUUUUAGAAGUCAAAAAAUAAUGAGUUGCGAAGCUAAUCUUGUAUGACUCGUUUUAUGCGUCAGCCUCUUUAUGCACAAAACAAAGGCAAGCAUAUAUAAGUUGAGUGAGAGCAUGAUUAUGUCACCAGGUGUUAUCUAGUGUGAUUAUUAUUAAGAGCAUGCACAGUUGUAGUAGUUGACCUAAUGAAAAAACUAUAGUAGCUUAUUUGAAAGACCAAAGUCUGAAAGCAGCUCUAGCUAGCAUCUAGUUUGAAGCAAAGUUUUGAAGCAAAUAUAACACAGUUUUUAUUUUAUUUUUAGAGACUUAAUUUUGCUGAAUUUUUUCCUGAAUUCAUGGACAUCAGGAAAUUUUUAUAAACCAAAUGACUAUUAACUUAUUAACUUAACUUAUUUAAUCAUAAAAGAAUUUGUAGCUAAAUGGAUAAUAAUAUCAUUUGUUAGUUGCAACCAUAAUUAUUUUUUUGUACUGUAUGCUGCUCAGCCUAUAUAUAAAUAGCUUUGUUACCUUAUUGCUGCGACCUGGAUUUUGGGCAUUAAAGUACCACUUUAUGUUGUUUUAAUCAAGCUGUAUUUAGUUAAAAAACAAGUUUUGUCAUAAAUGAAAAUGAACAAGUGCAAGUUUCUGAAAUAAGUGCCAUUUGAGUGGUAUUUUGUGUGCACUGUUGUUAUGGUUUAUGGUGCAUGUGGCUUGCUUUUGUUUGUUUGUCUGUUUUUAUCUUCUCUCUUUCUUUUGAACUGAGCUACCAUGCUGUGCCAAAAAAACUAUCAACUUAGUUGCGUGGCGAUAACAAUAAAGAAUUGAU
Messenger RNA from Epinephelus fuscoguttatus (brown-marbled grouper), 2848 nucleotides. RefSeq names its product proton channel OTOP2-like. The transcript has 6 exons. The coding region runs from base 7 to 1827 and encodes 606 amino acids. The record is from RefSeq and is a predicted model, not a curated record. Gene Ontology annotation, biological process: proton transmembrane transport. Lineage: Eukaryota; Metazoa; Chordata; Actinopteri; Perciformes; Serranidae. Gene Ontology annotation, molecular function: proton channel activity. Gene Ontology annotation, cellular component: membrane.